Messenger RNA from Hyla sarda, 5777 nucleotides. RefSeq names its product MLLT6, PHD finger containing (gene MLLT6). Gene Ontology annotation, biological process: regulation of transcription by RNA polymerase II. Gene Ontology annotation, molecular function: histone binding; nucleosome binding. Gene Ontology annotation, cellular component: nucleus. NCBI's taxonomy places the organism in Eukaryota, Metazoa, Chordata, Amphibia, Anura, Hylidae. The record is from RefSeq and is a predicted model, not a curated record. The coding region runs from base 1 to 2757 and encodes 918 amino acids. The transcript has 20 exons.
AUGCGCACUGGCCCCGGCAGGUCGGCCGCCCGGCCCCGGGGAAAGCAGUGGCGGUGGCUCCACGGGAGGAUGAAGGAGAUGGUUGGAGGCUGCUGCGUGUGCUCGGAUGAGAGGGGCUGGGCCGAGAACCCGCUGGUCUAUUGUGACGGCCACGGGUGCAAUGUGGCGGUGCACCAAGCAUGCUAUGGGAUUGUACAGGUGCCUACCGGACCAUGGUUCUGUCGAAAGUGUGAGUCACAAGAGCGAGCCGCCAGGGUGAGAUGCGAUCUUUGCCCUCAUAAAGAAGGGGCGCUGAAGAGAACGGACAAUGGAGGUUGGGCUCAUGUGGUCUGUGCAUUAUAUAUCCCUGAGGUUCAGUUUGCAAAUGUUCUAACAAUGGAGCCCAUAGUCCUGCAGUAUGUACCGCAUGACCGCUUCAACAAGACUUGCUAUAUAUGUGAGGACCAGGGGCGAGAAAGCAGGGCUGCCUCAGGGGCCUGUAUGACCUGUAAUAGACAUGGUUGUCGGCAGGCGUUUCAUGUGACAUGCGCCCAGAUGGCUGGUUUGUUAUGUGAGGAGGAGGCUCAGGAAGUGGAUAAUGUCAAGUAUAUUGGAUACUGCAAAUACCACUAUAACAAGAUGGUGCAAGAUCCACAGAAAGUCUCCCGUCUCCCUUGUCCUUUUAUCCCAGGACGGUGUAGCCGGUCAGGUUCCCCUAGUGUAGAGAAGCCAGUCCUGUAUCGGGAACGACAGAAGAAGAGUCACAAGGACAGAGAGAGAGCUCGCCAUCGGAAGCAUCGCGAUUCGCCGGGUCACAUAACCGCCCCUCCAUUGUUACCCAUCUCUACAGAGAAGCUGGAAAGCAGUACAGACAGUCCAGACGUUACAAGGUCAGAGAAGGGGAAAAAACCUCCAGGUCACAGAGGUCGAAAGACAGGAAUCGGCAAAGGAGCCUCAGGAGCUGGUAGCGCUUCCUCUACAGGUAGUGCCUCAUCUCCUCCUGAACUGGUUACAUUUCCCAAAUUGGAAGAGCAGGAAGAAGAAGACGAGGAUGAGGAAGAAGAAGAUGAGGAAGAAGUGGGCCGAUCUUCUAGACCAACACCAUCCUCUCCCCCAGAACUCACUUUUUCUAGCUUUGGCUCUAUUAUGCGUUUUUCAAGCGAUUCAUCAACUCAUACCCGACCGUGGGAUCCCUCUCCUGGUGAGCAUAGACCACAGAGGUGGAGUAGAGAAGGGAGUGAUCCCCCACGAGAGAAGAAACAUAAAGGAAGCAGGAAAAGCAGGCACGGUCCUGGGAGACCCCGGGGGAGCAAAAACAACCCUCCUCACAGCAUUGCCUCCUCUACCUUGCCCCUGCCACCCCGGCUGUAUACUCACUCCUCUUCCCUGCACACCUGUGUCAGCAUGGAGUCACCCCUCAUGUCAUCAGGGAUCUACACCAGUAAUAAGGACCCCAUCUCUUUAAGGACGGCCUGCAGCACACCCCUCCCCUCCAGCAUCUUGUCUCAUCAGAGCUCCCUCACCCCAUACAGCAGAGGCUGCACCAUCACCCCAUCUUCUACCGCUUCCACUACCCAGGUAUUCUCACUGGCAGGCUCUACAUUCAGUAUCCCAUCAUCGCAUAUAUUCGGAAGCUCCCUGUCCAUGCCCCCUCUCCUCAGCCAGGCUGAAAACAAUAGGACAGAGCCUGAGCUGGAAGACUGCAGUUUUAUAUGUAGAGGUAGUUCUCCACGGGAGAGUUUGUCCUCUAUGUCACCGAUCAGUAGCUUGCCUCCUCUGUAUGAUCCAAGUGGUCCCUCUACGCAAAGUGAGAAUAUACCACAAGUGACGGCCAACCUUGAACAACUGCUGGAGAAGCAUGGAGAGGCAGGGGUUAACAUUGUGGAUAUGCUCCAGGCAUUGCACUCUCUGCAGAAGGAAAACCGCUCACUACAAGACCAGAUCUUGAAUCUGACCGCUCGGAAGGAGAAGCUGCAGCUACUCAAUGUCCAGCUGUCUUGUCCCUUUCCCCCUACAUUACCAGCAGUCAAUGUCCCUCACGUGAGCACCCAUGACUCUUUAAGCAAUAAGAGUCCCAAUUCCAAGAGCAGCAUUCGUACUGAAAGCUCUCCUUCUGAGGACCCGCACUCGGGCUGCCCUAGUAGAAGCAGCUCCUGUCUAUCCUUGCACAGCACUCCACCCCCUGGUCCGCUCUCUCAGACUGCUUCAUCGCUUCCCACAAUGGGAGCAGAGCAGCUAAUGAAUGGGCUGGUACGAAGCGCCGGCCCCGCAGCCCCCUCUGCACUGGCAGCCAUUCCUCUUCUCGGAGCUCUGUCUGGGAAUCCUGGAGCGCUAUCACUGAAUAGUAUCCUAGGAAGUAUCGCGGGAGGCCUACAGACAACAUCUGGACAGACUCCGAAUCCUCUGUGCAGCGGGACUGUCAGCGGCCACAUACCAACCAGCCUCUCUCCACUGAGUACACUGUCAGAACAACAGAGGCAGCUAGCGCAACAGCUACAGCAGCUCACCUCCGCUCAUCUCACUGUGGAACAACAAACUGUCCUUUAUCAACUUGUUCAGCACUUACAGCAAUGUCGGGAUUUACAGCGUCUGAUAACCCCACCAGCAGCCCCUUCUCUGCUUCCUGUGACAUCAACUUGUAGCACCAUGGCCUCCUCGCCUGCCCCACCCAUCCUCACCGCCCAAGCCCCCCCCUACCUUGGGUCACAAGGCGAGGGGGGGGUACAGAAGUCAGCAAGAGGAGGUGAGAAGACGCCCACAAACCACGACAAGGGAUGAACCAAACUCCUAUCAUCCACCACAUCUGAACAUUCUCUUCUAAGCCGAGGAGGAGUGGACGGGAGGACGAGGAGAGGAUGUUCCCAGUGUCAUCGGGAGGAGAUGACAUGUCUACAGAGCAGCGUCAAUAUGUGUCGGCCUGCAGUAGAGGUCAUAGUAUGUAGAAUAGCUUGUAAUAUCUGUCUCAGACACAUUCAGAGACUAUGUAUGUGUUCAUGCGGAGUGACGUGUCAUUUCCAUGUAAUGGUCUAUUAGUACAGAUCAUCCUGUAUGUGUCAUACAGAUUGUACACUGCACACGUUACUCGUGCGUCUGUACACAUUUCUAAAUGUUACAUCUACCAGUGACCUCUCCCAUUACCUUUACAGUGGGGGGUCUUAUCUGCCCCCACUCCUCUCUCCUUAUAGUUCGCUUAAUGGAAGUAGAACUGAGUGCACUCGGCCCCUUCCCAUGCUUGUUUCCGUUCUCCGGCGCCAGGGGCGAAGCCUGAAGCACCUUGUGAUACAAAGUAUCAGUCCAUGUGAAGGAUGAGUGCCGGCAAGUUCUUCGCUCUGUUGCACUAUCCUUGUGUUUCUCUGUGUACAUUAGAUCCAUAUUUUAUAGUAUACAUUCACUUGUACACAUAGGUAUACACAAGCAUUUUUUUUUUUUUCUUUUGAUCCUGGUCGUUCAUGUUUCCGUGAGUUCCGUGCAAGGAGCGAUUUAUAUGUAGCAAUUUUCUUGUGAAUCCAUUAGCACAAGAUGUAGAUAUUUGAUAAUUUGUGUAUCUUGGGGUAAGUAAGAAUUUACUGAUCCAUUUUAAAGGGGCCUGGCUUCUUUGUAAUAUAAUCAUUUAUAUAUAUAUAUAUAUAUAUAUAUAUAUAUAUAUAUAUAUAUAUAUAUGUGUGUAUAUAACAAUGUAAGAAAUAUGUCCGGAGCGUUCAGUAGCCCCAGAAUUUUGCACCUUCAAAAAGUCGCUAGAUGCGUCUCAAUGACUGUUUUGUACAGGAAUAGAAUUGUUCUUCUUGAUAGGAUAGGUGUAGGAAACCUUUGUUUGACAAAACAUGCUGGAUAUAUGUGUAUAUAUAUAUAUACGGUAUAUAUAAUUUAAAUUUUUUGAGGCAAGCCAAAAAUUGUCUGCCCUUUUAUUUGAGUCUAAUAUAAUGCAUCUCCCGUGUCAUAAUGCAGGAAAGUUUACCGUUGUCUACAGCCAGGGAUAGGAAAGAAAUGCCCUGUCCUGGGGACUUGUCCUUAGUUCUCAUAAAUAAGGCAACUAGUGAUUGAUCAUCACAAGUUCCAGCAUGUUCUGGUUAAAAGGACAAUCUUGGACUUGUAGUUCCCCAAGAGCUGCAGUGUCAUUGCUUGCUUAUCUAUACUCAAGUAGUUCAGACCAGUCCCUGGAGUAUGUCCAAUGGUGCAGGAAUAUGUAAGAAAUUGUAUAUUUAAAGGGGUACUCCACCCCUAGACAUCUUAUCCCCUAUCCAAAGGAUAGGGGAUAAGAUGUCUGAUCGCGGGGGUCCCGCCGCUGGGUACCCCCGCAAUAUAGCAUGCAGCACCCACCUGUAACUGCUUCCGGCAGCGCUGGAGGUUCUGGCUCCCGACCACGGGAACAGAAGAUUGUGGCGUCACGACUCCGCCCCUGUGUGACAUCACACCCCGCCCCCUCAAUGCAAGUAUAUGGGAGGGGGCGUGACAGCUGUCACGCCCCCUCCCAUAGGCUUGCAUUGAGGGGCAGGCCCGUGACGUCACUAUGCUCCGGCCCCGUGAUCGACAGUAAUCAGACCAUGAGCAAAUAUGCUCCGCGGACUGAUUUUAACGAGGUGCAGCGUGCAAGAUCACGGGGGUCCCCAGCGGUGGGACUCCCGCAAUCAGGCAUCUUAUCCCCUAUCCUUUGGAUAGGGGAUAAGAUGUCUAAGCGCCGGAGUACCCCUUUAAGAGAUUUUCUUAUAUUAGGCACAAAUGGAAUAUCCACAGGAUUUUCAUCUAGUGUCGUAAUAGGUCGGGGUUACCCCCCUGCAAAAAAAAAAAGUAUCCAGUGACCCCCAGUUUGCUGAUUUAAAGUGCAGCUCUCUCCAUUAGAGUGUAUGAUGGAAGUAAAAUACAGUAGUUUGGUGCUGUUUUGUAUCAGCAAAAAGGGCCAUUCUCCUACAGAGGAAGAGAAGAUAUUACAAUAUAAGGCAGAGGACUGUGCCUAGACUGUAAAAGUCUUUUAUUCUUUGAAAUGGUUUGGACUCACACUUACCACUCCCACGUUGCAUUUCGAUAUAUCCCUUGCAUACACACGUGCUCCCCUACCACCAUAUGUGCAGCCAUGUAUAGACUGUAUGCAUGGCUGCUCACUUUAUAUUCGCCGGGUCGGGUGAAUGUACUGUGCCGAACAGGUGAUCAGCGAUGCAUACCAUCACCAAUCACUACCGGGCAGGUGCAGAGAGUGCAGCAAUAGACAGGAGUCCCUGCACCUUUAUGUACUUUGAUGUAUUAUAAACGGCUGAGGAGGAUAUAUCAAUGAAACAGAUGUAUCAACAAUGGCAAUAAGGCUAUUAUGCAUAUGAAAGAGCAUAGUUGCAAGUCAACCGGGAGAUGAAUCAAUCCAUCGAAUAAAUUAUAACUUAUGACGGACUGGUAGAUUAUACUGUGUCUAGUUGUCCUGGCUUGGUUACACUCCAUGUUUUUAUGUGUCAUUGUAUUUUUUCUAUAUACAGAUUUGUACUGGCUUUAGCACAAUGGCACUUCUCAUAUUAUUCUCAUCCGUCCGCUAUUAUUGCAGGGUACUAUUGUAUAGUUGUCCUGACUGGGCUACGGAGGGUGCACCUAGGAUGUCAUGGGAAGGCAUUAGGAGACAGUGCUGUAUUCAAUGCACCUUAUUGUCCAUUAUUCUCUUUAGCCUUUUAGCAGUAAUAAACCUUAUCCUAUUAUCCUGUUAACGUUUACCAUAGAAUCCUGUUUCAGAUGUAAAGGAAAAAUGUAUUUAAAGGGGUACUCCGUUCCCUUGCUUUCGGAGCUCCGCUCCCCAGCGUCGGGAAGUUAUUGUUCCGAACGAU